AUGUAUGCCAUCUUAGACGACCAGAGCAACAGGUCCCUUGCAAGAACAGAGUUCUUCGACAUUUUCGGGCUCAAUGGUGACAGUUCCCCCUACACACUAAGGACAUGUGCUGGGACUACAGAGGCGAUAGGAAGAAGAGCAUCCGGCUUUCUCAUUGAGGACAUUCAUGGCUCCGUGAAGCUACCCUUGCCAACACUCAUCGAGUGCAACGAGAUGCCUAACAACAGGAACGAGAUUCCAACACCGGAAGUGGCAUCGCAUCACCCUCAUCUCAGAGCUGUAGCUAAAUUCAUUCCUCGUUUGGACCCAGAGGCCAAGAUUCUACUUCUCCUUGGGAGAGACAUCCUCAGAGUACACAAGGUUCGACAACAGCGCAACGGACCGGCUGAUGCUCCAUUUGCUCAGAGACUGGAUCUGGGAUGGGUCAUCGUGGGGAAUGUCUGCAUAAGUCGAAGUCGCACACCGGACUCUGUGAGCAACCUCAAAACAAACGUCCUUGAAAAUGGACGUCCCUCCCUUUUCGAGCCAUGCCAGAAUCAUUUUCUGGUCAAGGAGAAGCUCGCUGACACGCAAGGGUCGACACAAUGCUUCCAACCAGCUCAGAACGCUGCUAGGAAUGACCACUGUGACGAUGGGGUCGCUGAAACGCUGUUCCACACAACGAAGGAUGACAACAGACCUUCCCUUUCCGUCGAGGACAGGAAGUUCUUGAAGCUGAUGGACGAGGAGUUCUCAAGGGACGAAUCCAACAGUUGGGUAGCGCCUCUUCCCUUUCGUUCUCCAAGACCUUGGCUUCCGAAUAACAAGUGCUUGGCUGAGUCACGCCUCACUGCUGUCCAACGGACCUUGAAGAGAAAGCCAGAACUGAGGGAACAGUUCGCGAGCUUCAUGGACAAGAUGUUCAAGAACGGCCACGCCGAGGAAGCUCCACCGGUUCGAGAAGGAGAAGAAUGUUGGUACCUCCCCAUCUUUGGUGUUUGCCAUCCACGAAAGCCCGGGGAAACGCGAGUCGUGUUCGACUCCAGUGCACAGUUUAAGGGCGUGUCUCUAAACAGUGUGCUGCUUACCGGUCCAGACAUGAUCAACGGCCUGCUUGGAGUGCUCAUCCGAUUCCGGAAAGAGCCCGUAGCCAUUACUGUGGACAUUAAGCACAUGUUCUACUGCUUCUUGGUACGAGACGACCACCGAAAUUAUCUGAGAUUUCUGUGGUUCCGCAACAACAACAUCUAUAGUGACGUGGUGGAGUACCGAAUGAAGGUACACGUGUUUGGAAACAGCCCUUCACCAGCAGUUGCAACGUACGGGCUGCGGAGAACAGCACGAGAAGGAGAGGAAGAAUUUGGCAGCGACGUCAGGCAGUUCAUCGAGAGGGAUUUCUAUGUCGACGAUGGGUUGAAGUCUCUCUGCAACGUCAAGGACGCCAUCAGCCUAAUACGUCGCACGCAACAGAUGUUGGCCGCAUCAAACCUCAAGCUCCACAAGAUAGCCUCUAACUGCCCUACAGUGUUGGAAGCCUUUCCAGAAGAAGACCGUGCCAAGGAUUUGAAGGAUCUUGACUUGAGCAAUGGCUCACAGCCGAUCCAACGCAGUCUGGGAGUUUCUUGGAAUCUGAAGAAGGAUGUCUUCACAUUUACGAGUCCAGACCAAGAAAAGCCAUUCACUCGGCGCGGUGUCUUGUCAGUGGUGAAUAGCCUGUAUGACCCACUUGGGUUAGUUGCUCCAGUCAUCGUUCAAGGAAAGUCCCUCCUCCGAGAGCUAGUUGCUGAGACAUGCGACUGGGACUGCCCACUUCCUGACAAAAAGAGAGCCGCCUGGAAGGCGUGGAAGGACUCCUUGCAAGUACUCGAGCAGCUGGACAUACCUCGCACCUAUGCCCCUGCCUCACUUACUACCGCAGAAAGGAAGGAACUGCACAUAUUCUCCGACGCAUCAACCAAAGCUGUGGCUGCAGUGGCGUACCUCAGAGUGACAUAUCCAGAUGGUGCGUGUCAUGUCGGGUUCGUCAUAGGAAAGGCUAAGCUAGCACCGCAUCCGGAACACACCAUCCCAAGGCUUGAACUGUGCGGCGCGGUGUUGGCAGUGGAGCUAGCAGAGCUUAUCAGUCGUGAUAUAGAUAUGGAACUUGAUGCUGUAAACUUCUAUACUGACAGCAAGAUCGUCCUAGGCUACAUACAUAAUGAGACGCGAAGGUUUUUUGUGUAUGUCAGUAACAGGGUGGAACGCAUAAGGAGCUCUACACGGCCAGACCAAUGGCACUAUGUUCCUUCUGACAUCAACCCUGCGGAUCUCGGAACCAGGUCUGUGCCAGCAGCCCAAAUGGCAGGAUCGACCUGGCUGACAGGCCCGGACUUUUUGCAUCGUCAAGAACGCUGCUCGCAGGUAUUGAAGGGCAAGUUCGACUUGGUCGAUGCGGAUUCCGACACGGAGGUGCGGCCCCAGGCAAAUGUUCUCGCAACCAGUGUGGGCAUGAAACAACUCGGCAGCAAGCGGUUCGAGCGCUUCUCAAGUUGGAUUACGCUGACUCGCGCAGUUGCAACGCUUGUACGGCUAGUGGACAAAAUUCGGGGCACUUCUGAAAACGUGUCAGACUGCCCGCAUAACAGCUCAUCUCACCAACUCCGACCUUCUGCAGAACACCUAGCCCGAGCAAAGGCAGUCGUCAUUCUAUCUGUCCAGAAGGAAGCCUUUUCGGAGGAGUUGAAAAGCUUGCAACGAGGAAAGCGACUACCGAAGUCAAGCCCUCUGUGGAGACUGGAUCCAUGGGUUGAUUCCGACGGUCUUUUGAGAAUCGGUAGCCGACUAGGCAGGGCCAACCACUUCGACCAGCAAGAGAAGAAGCCCAUCAUCAUGCCAGGGCGACACCACGUCACCACCCUGGUUGUGCGGCACUAUCACGAAGAGGCCAAACAUCAAGGAAGCCACUUCACUGAGGGAGCAGUCACGGCAGCUGGGUUCUGGAUCAGUCGUCGCAAGUGGCAGUGCCCAACGCGGAGUCUCAAAGCAGGUGACCUCGUCCUCCUGAGAGACAGCCAGGUUCACCGUAACGAGUGGCCCAUGGGACUCAUUGUGAACGUUAUUGCGAGUGGGGACGGCAAGGUGCGAAAGGUGGAAAUCAAGACGGCAACACGGGGAGUGAUCAAGACGUUUCUCCGUCCUGUGACUGAGACAGUCCUGCUUAUUCCUUGUGAGGACUGA
Dermacentor albipictus is the source of this 3195-nucleotide messenger RNA. The record is from RefSeq and is a predicted model, not a curated record. Lineage: Eukaryota; Metazoa; Arthropoda; Arachnida; Ixodida; Ixodidae.